Messenger RNA from Pocillopora damicornis (cauliflower coral), 1250 nucleotides. Its product is annotated as methyltransferase-like protein 22. The record is from RefSeq and is a predicted model, not a curated record. Gene Ontology annotation, molecular function: protein methyltransferase activity. Gene Ontology annotation, biological process: protein methylation. Gene Ontology annotation, cellular component: nucleus. NCBI's taxonomy places the organism in Eukaryota, Metazoa, Cnidaria, Anthozoa, Scleractinia, Pocilloporidae.
CAAGAUGGCCGCCGCAGAGGAACUGUUCACGUCAGAUGUGCAUCUUUUUACACCAUUUUUCCAAGUAGAGGAAAACAGUAUAGUAUUUACCAGGUUUACAAUAUACAGAUCCCCUGAGAAUACCUCUGCCAAUGAGAUGGAAGGGAGAAGCCAUCACAUGGGAUUUCAUGAAACUGAUGAAGAUGGAGAUUUGUCACCUCCAAGAAAGUUCUCUGCCAGAGAUGACUGUGAAGUUAUUACAAUAGAACAUCAUCUUUCCACUGGGAUUGAAGAUGUAGGGCUGCAGGUUUGGAGAGGGGCCCUCCUAUUAAGUGAUUUCUUGAUUUGCAAUGAAGAAAGAUUUGAUGGAUGUUUUGGGUUGGAGCUUGGAGCAGGUCUCGGUUUAUGUAGCAUCAUAUUGGGAAGAGUGGCAAAGAGACUGUUCUGUACAGAUGUUGGAGACACCAUUCUCAGCAACUGCAAUGCCAACAUAGCAGCUAACUCUCAUCUUUUUAGAUAUGGCAGUGAAGCUGUUACAGUUCAUGAAUUGGACUGGCAGAAAAAAGGAUUACCCUCUGAGAAUGGUUCUUUCUGUUGGACAAUAGAAGAUCAAGAGCUGUUUAAAGCUAUCACAGUUGUGUUGGCUGCAGAUGUGAUUUAUGAUGAUUCCUUAACUGAUGCUUUCAUUGAAACAGUCUUGCAUCUUUUUGAGCAAAAGACAGACAUAGUCCUUUACUUGACAGUGGAGAAACGAUUGAAUUUUACCUUGAAGGAUCUUGCUGUAACCUGUCCAGCAUACUCCCAUUUUACUGAGAGAAUAGAUGAACUGGAAAGUAAACAAAAAAGAUUAACAGCAAGGAAACUCUCCACUGAUUUUCCUAAGUACCUACAGUAUGACAGAGUAAAGGAGCUGGAACUGUGGGAAAUUAAACCAACUUAACCUGAUGUUGACAUGGAAAACUUUAAACACCCACCAACUGAAUGAAGGUGUCUGAGCUUUGAACUGGUUAAAUUUAUCAGGUUCCAUCAACCUUCUCACACGGUACUAUUUACAAUUAUGAUAGAAAAGGGAAAUCCUUAAUUUUUCAAGGACUCAAAUUGAGUUCAAUUCAUGUUCUUAAGUCUUUUGUACAUUUUGCUUUACUUUGACUCAAAAUCAUUAAACAAUAGGUUAAGACGCUGAAACUCAAACUCUGAGGCAGUCUAGUGUAUUCAAUUGUGUAUGUAAGUUUUGGCAUAAGCAAAACUGAGUAAAGAUAUUUACUUUUGUA